Molecule: messenger RNA, 1983 nt
Organism: Pelmatolapia mariae (spotted tilapia)
Lineage: Eukaryota; Metazoa; Chordata; Actinopteri; Cichliformes; Cichlidae
Gene: pdxp
Product: pyridoxal (pyridoxine, vitamin B6) phosphatase
Exons: 2
Coding region: 193-1137 (314 amino acids)
Molecular function (GO): phosphatase activity
Source: RefSeq, a predicted model, not a curated record
GUGGUUAGGUGUCAAUGUUUUUGUAGCUCGCUCCGUGUAUGUAACCGCACCAAGGACUCUGCAAUGUGAUUUCCUGACAUUGAUUUGUUUUCGUAUCAUUUAACCCGCCGGCUUCACUGCAUGAUGUACCAGCUUUCGACAUGGGGGAUCACUAGAAGGUGAAAGACGGAAGUAACCGAGGAAAAAGCCGGAAUGGCAGGCGCCUUUGGCUUUAAAGGCUGCCAGAAAAUUCGAGGACCUCAGAUUAGAAAUCUGCUUGAGGCGAAGGACUUCUUUCUCUUCGACUGCGACGGGGUCAUAUGGCACGGAGAGAAUGCGAUAACGGGCGCCGCAAAGGUGGUGAGCUCGCUGAUCCGGCGCGGCAAAAACGUGGUGUUCGUCACCAACAAUUGCACCAGGCCGCGGGAGAAUUAUGUGCACAAGUUCUACCGGCUGGGCUUUACCGACGUGAUGCUGGAGCAGAUCUUCAGCUCCUCGUACUGCUCGGCUCUCUACCUGAGAGACGUCGUCAAGGUCCCCGGCCAGGUGUUUGUCAUCGGCUGCGACGGACUGCGCAGAGAGCUGCAAGAGGCAGGCAUCCCCUGCGUGGAGGAGGCGGAUGAUCCGGACGCCACCAUCUACAACUGCGCCCUGGCUCCGGACGUGAAGGCAGUGCUGGUUGGACAUGAUGACAAACUGACUUUUCUGAAACUGGCCAAAGCCUCCUGCUACCUGAAGGACCCGGAGUGUCUGUUCCUGGCCACCGACAACGACCCCUGGCACCCUCUGUCAGGUGGAAGGAUACUACCAGGUUCUGGCUCCCUCACAGCAGCCUUGGAGGUGGCCUCAGGACGCAAGGCCACUGUGAUCGGAAAGCCCAGCCGCUUCAUGUUCGAAUGCAUCUCCAGUCAGUUCAGAGGGGUGGAUCCCGCCCAGUGCCUGAUGGUCGGGGACCGCCUCGAGACGGACAUGCUGUUCGGGUCCAACUGCGGCCUCGACACCAUGCUCACUCUCACUGGUGUGUCUCAGAUCGAGGAGGCCCAGGAGUACAGGAAUAGUGACCAAACCACCAACCACAGCUUGGUGCCCGACUACGUGGUGGACACCAUUGCUGAUUUCUUACCGGCUUUUGAGGAACUGGACGAACAGAGCAACUGAUGAGUCUGUGGUCUCCAGUAGAGAGCACAGAUUGCUUCAAGCGCAAUGUUGAGUCUUUAGUUUGCAACAGAAUUAAAUCUUAAUAAAUAACAAGGCGCUGUUUAUGUUGUGACCAAGACUGAUUUAGGGCAAAUAAUUUCCAUAAUCACAGUAAUCCAGUGCAUACCUCAGUGUUUCUUCAAGUGUUGUGCUCAUUUUGUGACUUGACAGUUUCUGUAGCUUUACGUGUUUAUAAUAAUCUAUGAAUAUACUGCAGUUUUGUGUUCAUACAGAUCAUAUCGUGUUUGAUAUUGAGUUUUAAACAUCCAGAGGUAUUUUUGUAAAGCCAUGAAUUGUUCUGAAUUCAUGUGUUUAGAAGCUGGCUGUUUAAAGUUUGUUGCCAAACAGGAGACAUGUACUUACUAAUGCUGAAUUAUCUUCAAGUGUGCUUGCCUAGGUGUCACUUCUAAUUAUAUCACGAGAAGAUAAAAAAAACUAACAGUGUGAGCUUUUCUCAGCUCUGGUAGAGACUAAGCUGACAAUCUGCCAGGCAGACAGGUAAAGUGUUCAUUCACUUCCGGCCUUUCUGUCAUGUCUGUGCUACUUGUGCCAAUAUUCAUCGGAGUAAACGGCUUACUGAAACUCAUAGCUAGAAAGCCAGUAAUGGUUGCCUAUCAUACUGCACUGUUGUGAACUUUCAGUGUUGUUAAUGUUUACCAUAUAGAGCAUGCCAGCAAUGGUAACAAUAAAUACCUUAAAUUAAAUUUUUCUUGAAAAGAGUGGUGGCCUGUUACUAGAAUUCGCUUUAUGGUCUGCUUGUUUUGGAUCUGCACAAUCAAAUUCCAACAAUAAAAUAAUCCAACAUUA